This is a messenger RNA of Mytilus californianus (California mussel), 4281 nucleotides long. RefSeq names its product choline/ethanolamine kinase-like. The transcript has 11 exons. The coding region runs from base 251 to 1366 and encodes 371 amino acids. Gene Ontology annotation, molecular function: ethanolamine kinase activity; choline kinase activity. Gene Ontology annotation, biological process: phosphatidylethanolamine biosynthetic process; CDP-choline pathway. Gene Ontology annotation, cellular component: cytoplasm. The record is from RefSeq and is a predicted model, not a curated record. Lineage: Eukaryota; Metazoa; Mollusca; Bivalvia; Mytilida; Mytilidae.
GUUAUCAAAGCAGAUCACAUACUCCGCUGAUACAACAACUUAGUAUGACAAGAUAUCAGAGAUUUUAUGUUUCCGAGUUGUGGGAUGUUAUUCAUAAAAAAUGGGAGAUUUCCAGAUUUCUGACUAAAACUCAAGAAAGCUUUGAGCAAUUUUCAUCAUGAAACUGUGAUAUGGUCCACAAAUAUUGACUAAGUUCAUUGAUAAAGUCCAACGUGUCAUAUAUAUCGUUUGUGAACUUUGGCGUGGUGGAAUGUGUGAAAAAAUGAACGUAGAAGAACAUUUAGAGAGUGGAAAUAAAGAAUUGAUUUUAUAUCAGACACAUAGAGAGCAAGGUUACCAAUGGUGUCGGGAAUUUCUUGGUGGAUCGUGGUCAACUAUCAAAAAAGAAGAUUUCAUAUUCACCAAAUUAGGAGGUGGAUUAACAAACCUUUUGUAUACCUGUGAAUUAUCAGACAAUAUACAGACUAAAAACAAUGAACCAAGAACUGUUUUGUUGCGAGUGUAUGGUGAUAUUGCCAAAGACUUAAAAUUCCUUGUUCAGAACUCGGUGGUGUUUUGUUUACUGUCCGAGAAACACUUGGGACCAAAAUGUUAUGGACUGUAUCCAAAUGGAAGAAUAGAAGAAUUUAUUCCAACAAGGAGUUUAACAAGGAAAGAUUUACACAAACCAGAGAUAUCCAGCAAGAUAGCAAGAAAAUUGGCUGUCAUUCAUAAACUGAAUAUGCCUUUAUGUAAAGAACCAAGAUUUCUUGGAGAACUCACUAGACAUUGGUUAGCCGAAGCUAAGAACAAUACCAGACCAGAUGAUACUGAUCCAAACAUUCAAAAGAUAACAUCCUAUGAUUUAGAGGCAGAGUUAUCUUGGUUAUUGAAGAAGAUAGAAGAUUUGAAGUCACCAGUUGUAUUUUCACACAAUGAUUUACAAGAAGGAAACCUUUUAUAUAUGAAAGAUUGUAAAGACCCAGAAAAACAGCUGACUGUUAUAGAUCUAGAGUAUUGCAGUUAUAACUAUAGAGGGUUUGAUUUUGGUAAUCACUUUUGUGAGUGGUGCUUAGACUAUCAAAGUGAACAAGAAAUGCCUUAUUAUUCAUACCAUGAAGAAUCUUACCCAUCUAAACAAGAACAAUUCCAUUUCUUCAGGGCAUACUUAGAUGCUAAGAAUGAGGCCUGUACAGAUGAAAUACUAGAGACAUUAUACAGAGAGGCUAAUACAUGUGCCUUAGCUUCACAUCUAAUGUGGUUAGUCUGGUCAAUCGUCCAGAGAGACAAGUCGGAUAUUCAGUUUGGAUAUUUGGAAUAUGCUGUUUGUCGAUUAGAGGCAUACUUCAGAUUGAAAAAGGAAUUGUUUCCAGAUGAGAAAGAUUAAGUAUAAUGUUCUACACAGUUGUGAUAAUCCACAUUGAAUUCCUUUCUAUAUCAGUCCCAACAGAGCGGAUAGUGAUGGAGGGGAGAUAACCUGUGAAAAAAACAGACUUAAUUUUGAUUUGCUCAAGGUGCUAUAGUUGUUUUUAUGCCUUUUCUCUUAUUUACUGUGAUGAUGCUGAAAUUCAGAUUAUAAUUCUGUUAUGAUUUGUAUAAUUAGGAAUCCAUUACAGGAAUUGGUUACAGGUUAUUGUAUAAGUGAAAUUUCUAAAUUAUGUGUUCAGUUGUACAUCUUUUUUUAAUUCAGUCUUUCAAAUUUUAUUUGUUUGUUAAGUUAAGAUGCUAACUAAGUUAAGUUGUUUUUAAAUUAGUUUCUAAUUUUGUAUUCACUUUAUUUUGAAACUAAAAAAUGUCUGAAUAUCUUUAACUGCAGGUUCUCAAUUUUAAGAUAUAUUUAUUUGUAUGUUUUAUUUUCUAUCAGUAAGGUAGACUUAUGCAUCUCAAAGGCAGCCAUACUGGAUAUGUUGCUUAAAGUAUGUCCGUAUUAUAUGUACAAUAAAAAUAUGUCCCCGCUUUUCUUGUUUCCAGACUGAUCAUCGGGAUAGAUAUAAAAGAUAAAAAUAUGAUGUCCCGGCUUCUCUCGUUUCCAGACUGAUGGAUAGAUAUAAAAGAUAAAAAUAUGCCAAAGAAAUCAAUUUCUAUUUACCAUUUGUUUUAUUCUACUCAACAAAGAAUGAUUUUCCUUUAUAAAAAUUCAAAAAAGAAUUGUAGUUAAUUCCCAUUUGCUAUAAAUCAUGUGUGUUGCCCUAAAAUUUUGGAAUAGAUUUUGAAUGAAUAUACAUUUAACUCUCUGUCAAUUCAAUAUAAGAAAAUUCAAAUUUUUGUUUUUGUAUCAGGUAAUGUCUGUCUGGUUCUGUUGUUAUUUUAUAUGUACAUUGUAUUUUUAAACAGAGUAUUUAUGUGGUAACAGGGUGUAUAUUAAAUUUCAAUUGCUUGCUAUUAAAAGUGUUUAACAAGAGUCCCAGUAAGAUUGGUAGAGAAUGAGUAAACUGAACUUUUGUUUGCAGUCUUAUAAAAAUACAGAUCUGUUUCUGUUAAUUAUAACAUCACCUAAUGAAGUUUCUGUCUACAUACCUUAGAAGGUGUGUAUAAUGAUGACAACCAGAGGAUUUAAAAAGGUCUUUAAAACAUAAAGAAGAACAGAUCAUUUUCAGAUCCUUGUAAGUAAAGCAUGGACACAUGACCUGUAUUUUAAUCAGAUUGUAUUGUUUGAAAAAUAAAAGGAAAUUGUACAUAUGUGUACUAUAACUUUUUUUAAUUUGUUAUACCAAAUCAAAUGUGUAUGUAGCUAUUCAUAAUUAAAUUGCUGAUAUUUUAUUCAUAUCAUAAACUUUCGAUGCAUUUGAUUGCUUUAAUGUCAUUGUGUCAAGUGCUACAAAGUCCCGUAAUUUUCUCAUAUUUUAUUCAUAUGCAUAGUCUUAGAAUAUUGAUACAGGUUUCAAAAGUGACUGCUUUAAUUUCAUUUUGAUUUCAAGUCCCAGAUAUGUGUUAAAGCUUUAACUUGUGAAUUGUGAUAUCUGUUGUGUAGCAUUUGGUCUAUAGAGUUUAUUCUAUUACUGCCAGAAUCAUUUAUAAUAAAUGACCAUAGACAUCACACUCAAAUUACAUUCUCAUUUACUUAUAUUGUAUUAUGGUUUUUUUUUAUGCACAUUUUUUGCAUCAUUCUUUGAGAAAUAAAUAUGUUUAUAAGGUUUAAGGGUAUGUAUACGUGUUCAUUUUAAAAAAUCAAGAAAUAAGUCAGUGACUCUGGGAUGAUGUUUCAGCAUUACAACUCAUGAUUGUAAACCAAAAAGAUAUUUACCAGAUUUUUUUUUAAUUAUGAAUUUAUAAGCAGGGUAUCGAUUGUACUUGAACAGGAUUGGAUUCCUAAGUAUUAUUUUAAGCUUGCAUAGUGAUAUUGUGUGUAUAUAUAUAUCUUUAUGUUAAUCAUGUGUUACAGUUUUGUUGUAAUUAUUUUUAUAUAGUAUGUAUUUUCAUGUUUUUUAUGUUAUGUUUACAAUUUUUUAGCUUUAAACACAUUGAAAUGCCCAAUACAAUAGUUUACUGAAUAGAAACUGAAUGGUGGGGAGGGGGGUCUAUGUAUCAAUUUAUCUAGAAUUUAAAACUUUUUUUAAUACCAUAGAUGUUUUGAAGAUAUGGUAAAUGUAUUUAUUAAUUUUUAUAUGAAGUAUGCUCAUAUACUGGCAUACUGCUGUCAUCAUUGUCAAGGAAAAUUACUUUUAAACUAAUAUCUUUUACCAUAUAACAUCAUUAUUUUAACCUGAUCCGAUUUUUUUUUUGGGAGGGGGGGUGUUUAUGUUUGAAAGAAAGUUGAUAUAUAUCUAAUUUUGAUUCUCCUUCCUUUUUAAAAAAAAGUGCCUCAAUGGAGAGAAAAAUAUUUUUUUCAUAUGUAGAAUACAUACAUCCCUGUAAUAUACAAUAAAAAUGAAGUUACAGAUUUUGUGCUUCUUAAGCUAUUGAUAGGGACCAACUCUCAUAUUUUAUAUAAGUUUUUAUUUUUGUAAAUGCAUUUGUUAUAAACAAAGGAAGUGUAAAAGUGAUUUUUUGUAUCUGGCCUUUUGCUGUGGUUGAAUUAUGUGGCAACAAGCAUACCAGCAUGACUGUGUAAAAUAAAAUAGAUAAGUUUGUAUUUGAAUAGAUGAACUCUGAUAGCUCUGUCUAUAUUUUGUCUUUCAUAAUGAAUAUAAUUACAUUACAUUUUAGGUCAUGUCAAACAGGUGGGAUAGGAGGGGUCUUAUAUUCUGAACCCCAGAGAAAUUAAAUGGAUUUCUGAAUUCCUGACUUCCUAAUGUGUCUGUUCCCUACAAAUAAAUUGGCUAUUCCUAAGUUCCAGUGAAUUAAACUGCUCAAUCUUUAAUU